AAUUUACAAACUUACUAUAAAAUGGACCAACUUAGCAUGAACCUGAGUGAAGUCAUCGGCAGAGGAACUUUUGGCACUAUUUAUUCCUACCUUGACAAAUAUGCAGUCAAAGUCGCUAAAACUACUAAAGCGGGAGACCAACUGGAGGAGGAAGUAGAUAUUCUUGAAAAAUGAAAGGGAGAAGGCAUCCCAACUGUUUAUAGCAUGGCUACUCACCUAGGUAACCAAUGAGUAGUGAUGGAAUUACUGGGUGAAAGCCUUCAGAGCAAGUUUAAUCAGGCCCAUAAAUCCUUUGAAUACUCGACUGUAGCAAGGAUAGGGCUCCAAAUGAUUGACCGACUAGAGCAUAUUCAUAACUGAGGAAUUGUUCAUAGGGAUCUAAAACCUUCAAAUAUCUGAGUUGGACUUGAAGAUGAAUCAAAAUUGUACUUAAUUGACUUCGGGCUAUCAGUUAAGCUAUCGAAAGAUUGCUUUGGGUAUCAAAAUAAGCGAAAAUCAAGAGGUUUUGAAGGAAAUUUCUUCUUUAGUGCUGCCGAAUCUCAGCUUGAUAAUACUAUAUCGAAAAAGUCAGAUUAUGAAAGCUUAACUUACAUAAUGUUGUUGUUUUUAAAACAAGAUUUACCAUGGGGAGACCUAUGAAAUGAAGGGGCUAAAAAUAAUGAACUUAUUGCCAGAAUGAAAAAUGAUGAAGCUAUUGAAAAACUCUGAGAAGGACUGCCUGAAGAAUUCAGAGAGUUCGUUUUCUACAUUAGAAAUCUCGAAUCUAAUUAUAGCCCAAACUGACAAUUUCUUAAAAACCUUCUUCUAAAAUCCCUAGGAAAAGGCUCAUCCAAAACCUCUUUACCAAAAUUUGAAUGGGAGUCUAUCUCACCAUCCCUAAAGCCCAAAUAAGCGAUCGAAAAAAUCCCACCACUCCAAAACCCCCCUCACAUCUCCCCCAGCCCAAAGUCCUGCUAAAACCACUAGCGGCAGCUCUCCCAAACACUUCACCUACAAAAAGAGGCAGAAGAAGCUCACCUCCAAAAUCCUCGACCAGGGGCUAAUCCCUGAAGGUCUUUUCGAAUGUUUAUAA
This is a messenger RNA of Moneuplotes crassus, 1072 nucleotides long. NCBI's taxonomy places the organism in Eukaryota, Ciliophora, Spirotrichea, Euplotida, Euplotidae. The record is from the annotation of a GenBank genome assembly.